Molecule: messenger RNA, 1575 nt
Organism: Chenopodium quinoa (quinoa)
Lineage: Eukaryota; Viridiplantae; Streptophyta; Magnoliopsida; Caryophyllales; Amaranthaceae
Product: protein trichome birefringence-like 31
Exons: 5
Coding region: 294-1556 (420 amino acids)
Cellular component (GO): Golgi apparatus
Molecular function (GO): O-acetyltransferase activity
Source: RefSeq, a predicted model, not a curated record
AAAAAAUCCUUAUAAACAAUGAUCGACUAGCUCAUACUCUUGCAAUACGUAAGUCUACGUAUAAGUAAUUACAAUCACGGAGAAUAAAAUUUAUAAUCAUUUUAACAAAAGACACCUAAAUUCAGAUACUUUACCAACCGGUAGUUGCAUGGGUAACGGGUUACUUCUAAAAAUGCUUGAAUCUUAAGUUAAAGCUAAACAUUGCAAAAACCAUGUUCAAAAGACGUACCAAACUCGUACAAAUCUUUCUUCCUUCCUUCUCUUAACCUUCCAAGAUUUAGCCGAAACCCAAAAUGACCUCACAACAAUCUCCCAAUCGCGCUAAGUACCAUUCCAUCUUACCUAUCGCGUUGGCCUGUGUACUUGUGCUAGGGACCGCGAGGCUAGUGUUUGACAACCUAAAGAGUAACCGAGAAAGUAUUUUUGGCCAAUGGCAACUUUGGUUACGAGGGGGCGGAUUUCAUAGGUACAUUAUCAAUGCAUUUGAUGAUGAUGAUAAUAGCUAUGAAGAUAUAGAAGAUUGUAACGUUUUCGACGGGAAAUGGGUUUGGGAUAACGUGUCUCGCCCGUUGUAUAGUGAAGAGAGUUGCCCUUUUUUGGUUAAACAAGUUACUUGUCAAAGAAAUGGAAGACCUGAUAAAUCUUACCAGAAUUGGAGAUGGCAGCCUAAUGAAUGCAAUUUGCCAAGGUUUAAUGCAGUAAAACUAUUGCGUAUACUAAAGAAUAAACGCUUGAUGUUCGUAGGAGACUCGAUCCAAAGAGGUCAAUUCGACUCGAUGGUUUGCAUGUUACAGUCUGCAAUACCUGAUGGAAAGAAAUCACUUCACAAGGUUCCUUCUAAGAAGAUCUUCUAUGCUCAGGAAUAUAAUGCAACAGUUGAGUUCUACUGGGCUCCGUUUAUAAUUGAGUCGAAUUCGGACCAUUCUACAAAUCAUUCAGUGCUUAAGAGGCUGGUUAAGCUUGAUCGAAUUGCUGAUCACAGCAAAAACUGGGAAGGAGUAGACAUUUUGGUAUUUGAAAGCUAUGUUUGGUGGAUGUACAAGCCUAUUAUAAACGCAACGUAUGGAAAUCUCAAUGAUAUACAAGAAUAUAAUGUUACUACAGCUUACAAAAUGGCAUUGCAAACCUGGGCAAAUUGGUUGGACUCUAGCAUCAAUCCUCAGACACAGAAGGUCUUCUUCAUGAGUUUGUCUCCUACACAUUUGUGGAGCUCAGAAUGGAACCCAGGAAGUGACGGGAACUGCUUCAACGAAAAGGAACCCAUCCAUGGACCAUACUGGGGGAUGGGUACGAAUCGUGAAAUCAUGAAAGUAGUGCAAGAAACAAUACAAGGUCUAAAGACAGAAGUAACAUUUCUGAAUAUAACACAGUUAUCAGACUUCAGAAAAGAUGCACAUACUACAAUAUAUACAGAAAGGAAAGGCAAACUCCUAACCAAGGAACAAAAGGCUGACCCGAAAAACUUUGCAGAUUGCAUUCAUUGGUGUUUACCAGGAGUUCCUGAUACAUGGAAUGAGAUUUUGUAUGCACAUUUGUUACAAGAGUUUUAUAACUAAUCUCUUUGUUAGGACCAAA